UCUUCAUUUAGCAAAAAGGCAAAACUUGGAAGGCCAAGGUUCUACAUAUAUAGCAAGUAGUCACCAAACAAGGGUGGUUUUCAGCUUCUUGCUUAGAAUUUUGAUGGCCUGUUUCCUGCAAAUCUAAUCACUUCAAUUUCUUCUCCCUUUCAUCACCAUAUAUAUCAGGUCUGAUUCAAAACCAGAAGAAUAUCCAUGGCCACGAAUCAAGGUUUUGAAGAAGAUUAUCUAUCUGGGUUUUCAUGGCCGCCAAGAUCUUACACUUGCAGCUUCUGCGAGAGAGGAUUUAGAUCAGCUCAAGCUCUGGGUGGUCACAUGAAUGUUCACAGGAGAGAUAAAGCCAGGCUACGACAAUUACCUCCUCCAAUGGAUCAUCAUGGUCAGUCACCAUUUCUGAACCUUAACCCUAACCCUAAUUCCUCUUCUUCAUCCUUAGUUUCUUCUCCAUUACCUUGUGAAAUGAAGAAAUGGCUAGUUAACGAAACCGUCGUAGAUAGCACGGAUUCAACGAGCAUGAAGGGUGCAAAACCAUUGUCUGGAGUGAAAGAAUUCAAAGAUUAUGGAUGUAAAAAUAAGUUCAUGAAGAAGAAAAAAAAUAAUGUGAAUUUGGACUUGGAUUUAGACUUAGAGAUAGGUGUGGUUAGUGAUUCCAAGGAAGAUUUGGAUUUGGAACUUCGAUUGGGAUACUCUUAAUUACAUUAAAAAUUGAAUGCUUCAAGGUUUUAUUAA
Molecule: messenger RNA, 729 nt
Organism: Gossypium arboreum
Lineage: Eukaryota; Viridiplantae; Streptophyta; Magnoliopsida; Malvales; Malvaceae
Product: transcriptional regulator SUPERMAN-like
Exons: 2
Coding region: 196-693 (165 amino acids)
Source: RefSeq, a predicted model, not a curated record